Molecule: messenger RNA, 12149 nt
Organism: Anarrhichthys ocellatus (wolf-eel)
Lineage: Eukaryota; Metazoa; Chordata; Actinopteri; Perciformes; Anarhichadidae
Product: tensin-2-like
Exons: 29
Coding region: 6544-11709 (1721 amino acids)
Biological process (GO): peptidyl-tyrosine dephosphorylation
Cellular component (GO): focal adhesion
Molecular function (GO): protein tyrosine phosphatase activity; protein binding
Source: RefSeq, a predicted model, not a curated record
ACGUGAGUGUGUGAUGGCAUUCUAGAUAAACAUGUCCACAGUGAUUGGGCGUUUGUAGUCAGUGCUGUUGGACAUCGCAUGGCACAGAGUGCUAUUUGUUGAUCAAAGGUACAUUUAAGGGAAAAUAGAUGAAUCUCUUUACAGGUGUUGGACAGUAGUAGUGCACAUGUGUUUUGCACUCGGUCAGAGCAAGUGACGCAGUAUACUGAGCAACUGUGAUUGAAAGAUACGGGGUGUAAACAAACACAGGACUUUGAUCCGGGAGACUGCUGUUCAUGUCCCGUGUUAAACCAAAUGCAAGCAGCGACAUUAUGUUUUUUUACAUAACAUUGUUAUGUUUGUUACGCAACGUUACUUAAGAAAGUCCGCUACGGACGGUUGUUUAUUUAUGGUAGUUACAGUUUUACUCUUGUUAUGUUAUAUUUUAACACAAUCCUUUUUCUAACUUCAACGUAGCAGUUGUGUUGCCUAAACCCAACCAAUCGUUUCAGGUUAACCACGUGGCAUUGUGCAUUUUUGCAGGCGUGAUGUGAGGCUGAUUUGAAGCGUAUUUUUGAAACGCUGUUUUGGUUCAGAAAUGUCGACAAUCAACUUAUCCUGUUGUUUGCAGAAAUGUCCAAUGCCAACAUUUUUUCUGCCGACUGUGUCGUGUGAAAUCUGAUAAAUUGAAAAGAAAAAAGUGAUGAUGUGGAGCAGCUCGUGGCUAGCAGCUAGAGGCUACAUCAGUCGCUACUAGCAUAGCAAAUUUGCGACCAAACUCUCGGCAAGCUAGUUGAAUUGUGGGUAAUGUGUGCAACAAGUUUUGACAAGGAAUAAGAAUACGUGGAAUAAAAAAGACUAUAUCUCUGGCUCUGCUGAAUAGAUUUUGAUACUUUUGUGAAACUGUAAAUCCAACCAAUGCUAAAUCAGUGGAGUUCUCUUUUGAUACAAUUUUGAAGGUUGGUGUGUUGAAGUUAAUCCAAUGAUAUCCAAUAAUGCGUUUUUUUAUUUUGAAAAAUAAGUUUUAUUUCAAUUGAUAAUCAUGCAGAUCUCCAAGAAUACAUGUUUGGGGUGAAUGUUUUGAAUUCCCCUGCCAUAAAUGUUUCAAUUUAUGGCAUUCUCACAGAAGGUGAAGGAAUGACGCUUCAGUUCACAACGUACCUCUUGUUAGCAGAUGAGCAGGCACGUUUGAGUAUUUUGUUUUCGCCUUAGUUGAUUUCAGUUUGAAACAAAAUGAUGCUUCACAUUUUUAUGGAACCAAAAUUAAGUGUGAAUCAAUAGUGAAGAACUGGGUAUGUCAAAGUUCAAUGCGAUGUUAUUUACGUUACAUAUGCCUCAUGGACAUGUGCGGGACAUCUGAAGUUUGAAGAGGGAUUGUUUAUCUCCUUACAAGGAGUGUGUGUGUGUUUUGUUCGACCCCUUGAUUUACAAGAUGAUGCGGAUGACCACAGCUGAGCUCACAUCUGUGCAGACACAAUGGCACUGUUGUGGCAGCCUUCGGCAUCUGCUGGGGAAUUACCGCUGUGUAAACAGAGGCAUGCUAGCUGGCCGGAGUCAUCGUAAAAUUGCCAUUAGCCACCAAAAGGACAUUGCCAUCCUUGACCUCAGGUCUACCAGUUUACAUCACAUGGAAGCACAUACGGACACAUGAGUCUCUGUGGCUUUCGCAUCCAGAUGUGUGAAUUAUCUAAAUGUGUUUGCGUGCAUUUUUCUAAAUGUGUGUGUGCGUGCAUGCUCGGUUGCACCACACCACAGUCCCAGUGGCUCCAUAUCACAUGCCGAGCAGCGUGGGAAUGUGGAGCCCUCUGGACGACAUCAUCCCGUAGUGACUGACCCCGCUACAGGGGUGUGGGAACCAGUCGGAUCCCACCCAUCAUCCUAGAGGAGGAGAUGUCCUCUCAUCUAUUUAUGCUCAUUUUGUUUUCAUUAACUAGUUCUUUUCCACCUCUUUUUUUAUGACUUUUGGUUGUUUUCCAUGGAGUUGCAGACAAUCGUAGUUGUGACACCAGAAUGUGACUUGACAUAAAUUCCUAUAUGUCCGGGUAUACGCCAUAAACACACAUAACUCAUGCCAAGUUGCUUGCUGGAAACACUUGGCAACAGAAAUGAUCCACACGCUGCUCUCAGUGUGAUUACAUAAUGUUAUGAUGUUAUAUCAGGAACAUGGGAAAGGGAUGUUUUUUGUGCGUAAGAGCUGUAUAUAUGUUUGCAGUUUGCAGGGUGGGGUCCAAACACAUCCUCCAGUGUCAGCAAUAUUAUUUUCUUUCUUUUUGUUUAUUUCAUUCUGUGCCCUUAGAAUAGGCCUCACUGCCUCACCGUCCAAUGCUUCUUGGACAGCUGUUGACGGAGAGUAGCUGAGCAUCAAUAAACAACUUUCUAAAAAUGGGUUCCUGAAAUAAACAGUCUCUGGUGGUUGGACACGAUAGUUCAUAUGGUUCUCUUUGAAAAAUAAAGUGCCAAUCUGUGUCGAAUGAUGCAGGUUUUUAAAUAUUUUUUUGUGUGUUAUAACAAACAGAUCACUUUGGCAUUGACAGUUAAGUAUGAAUAUCUUCCCCCACGUCACGGCCAAGUGUGGCUCAAGUCCAAGAGUCACUAACGGAAUCACUCGGCAGUUGAAUUCUAAUAUAAAACAUACUCUAGCACUGCCUCCAUUGCUGUGGAAUGGCAGGGUGUUUUUAGCCACGCUAGCAGAUAGCAUUGUCAGCCGAUCCACCACUUUGGUCCAGACUAAAAUAUCAACUAAAUGAUGGAUUGCUAUGAUAUUCAGUAGAUAUGCCCUAAUGACUUUGGUGAUCCAAAGACUUUUCCUCUCGUGCAACCUUAAGGUUGACAUUUUUGGUUUUGACUGAAAUACCUAUUGGAUGGAUUGCCAUGAAAUGUGUUUAGUGCUAACUAGUGCUACCUUGCUAACACACUAAAACUCAGCCGGUUAACGUAGUAUUGUGCAUGCUAAACAUUCGGGGGGUUAGCGUCGUCACUGUAAGUACGUUAGCAUGCUGGCGUUAGCAUUUAGCGCAAAGCAUUGCUGUUUCUGAGCACAGCCUCACAGAGUCGCUAGCGCAGCUGUAGAAUCUCAUGUCUUGCUCUCGUCGCAUGGUUCGACUCCGACUUGAUUCAACUGACUUUUGGUGCCAGGUCCUUUUUCUAUAAUUAGUUUUUUUCACUGCGAUUAGUACCCUCUCAGUGUGCGCGGGAUUCUAUGCUGGGAAGUCUCGUGUCUCGCAAAUACGAUUCUCUCUGACCAGUGGGACAGAGGUGGCACUAUAAAAAAGUACCAGACCAGGUGUUAUGAUCCACAAUUUUUGCUAAUGGAAAACCAAUAAACAGGAAGUCAAGUCGUGCCGUACCAGGCGGUGGAAGUGUGGCUUUAGUCUAGUUCAGGGGUGAUAUGUUGAUUUAUUUUUCUGUAAAGUUAUACUGCUUUUGUUCCUAACUCUACAGGAAGUGUUAUGGCUUCUAACGUUGCUUAUUUAUUAUGCUAAUGAUCUACAAGUUUAAGUUCAUUCUACUCUUUCAACACGCCGUUUGUACCACUGAGAAUACUAUAGUAAAAUUUCGCAAUCCCACUAGUUCUGUUUUCUUUUUGUGUUGUUGACUCUAGAAAUACAUAGAAAACUGGCAUUGUGACAGUGGUUUUAUGUGUAUUUGUCCAGCUUCCUUGUAAUUUCUCAUGAGCAACAAAGUUUAGAUUGGCCGUGACCAAUACUGAGGCCUUGAGCCACAGGCAUUCACUACAAACACACACCCAACACAGGAAGGAGCACUGACCGGUUAGGGUUAAAUAUAGAGGCGAUUCUCACACACACACAAAAAGAUGAAUUCUUAUGUAAACUCCGGACUCAGCGGGUGGCCGACUAGAUUGAAAACAAUGAUCGGACCACAAAUUGAAAAGGAUUUUUAAAGGAAUGCUUGUUGUUGUGUGUAGCGGGCGAGCAGAUGAAAGCUGAUCAAGGGAAAAGAGAAAGACAUAAACCAUUUCCUCUCUCGGAAAGUCUGGGGAAGAAAAAAAACAACAAAUCCCAGCACCGCCCUUAAAAGCAACACCUCGCGGCAAACUAUGCACGGGAUAUUUUCUUCUCUUACACUCAAAAAUGACUUGACGUUUGCCCCAGUUUUGAGUAAUGUCUUUUGGGCCUACAGAAAGGAUUUUUGUUGACCUCAUUGGCACAAACUGUGACGUCAGCGUCUCGCCGACUACUUUUCUCGCUCUUUCGCUCCUUCAACAGCCGCACCUUAUCAGUGUUUGGCGUAGCGCUGUCCCACACGAUCCUUCGUCGAGCCACGCGGCCCCCCCUUUUUUCUAGCCUCCUCCUCCCCUCAUUUCCACUCGCCCCGUCUCCCACUCAGUCCACCUCUUUAUCUCCAUGCGUGAUCCAAGUCCUUCCACUUCCCAAAUUCCCUGUUCCAGACACCUGGUAUCCCAGCAAUUACCGACACCAAGUGCCUUGCUUCGUGACGUUGACCGCGGCCUUUCAGCCUUUUAGCUAAGUGCAGAGGAAGCUUGAUUCUGGAUUCGCUCCGUGUUUCUGCAAAAGCAUCCCCCUCUCUCUUUCCUCAUCUCCAUCUUUCUUCCAAAACGACCCUCCCCCACUUUACUCAUUCCAAUCCCAAGUACCGGUUUCCUGUCUCUCUGUAUUUUUUCAUGUGGCCUCCAUGGCCCUCCCCAUUACCUUGGCUUCUACCACCUUGCUUCUUAUUCCAUCCCUGCCCCCUCUUCCAACGCUCUCCUCUUCAUCUCCCUCCCCUCACCCUGUAACAAUCCAAAAGAAAAGGGAGCAAAAGAAUUCCAGAAACAUUUAAACUCCCCAACCCCUCCCCUUUUUUCUGUCAUGAGCCGGAAAUUCUCGGGUUAUGAGCGAAAGGAAUGGACUGCAUUACUGCAUGUGUUGUUUGAGGGGGAUGGUGGGGGGGUCGUGACUUACAGUCAUAUUUCACAUGUGCUGUACCUGCACGUCGAUCCAACACAUAUGGAAGCGACUUGGGGAUCAAGGCAAUAGACAGAAGUAAUGCUCUGUGCAUUAGGGAGUCUGAAGCUGGGGAAUAUCGCGGGCUAACAAACAAAAAGUCUCAACGGGAAUGAACGUCCACGCACACACAUGGAGUAUGGAGUAUGUGGAGUGUAAACACAGCUGUUAGCAGUUAGCAUGCACAGAAAGCUUGGUAAGGACGCAAAGAUGUAUAUCAUCAAUCUCAGGCUGGUUUUGCCUUUAAAAAAGAAAAAGAAAAGUUGCUUUAUUAGUGUUUUCAAGCUAAUUUCAAACAUCUAUCACUGCAUUAUUAGAUGUUUGUAGGUUUCCGACGACACUCACAAGCUACAGAGAAGGCAUGUUUAAACUGUCAAGACCAUACCUCACCUGGUGCUUUCUCUUAUUCCACCACUUGGUGCUGCUACUAGCACACUAGUCACUACCCAGCAGUGUCCAAGCAUGUUGAUCAAGGCACAUCUGUGUGUGUGUGUGUGUGUGUGUGUGUGUGUGUGUGUGUGUGUGUGUGUUGGGGGGCAUGAUGUGAGAGAACAGGGGUGCUGACAGCAUCCAAGAUGAGGGAGGGACCUUUGAACAAGGACUCCCAACCAUCAGUUAGCAGGGUUUUACGGGGUCAGAUUGUAGAGUAGAUCAGGUCGAGGUCAUUUGAAAAAAAAAAAAAAGAUUUAUUAAGAGAGCCACUGAGCUACAGUGUCUUGACUAAGACACCUUUCGUUCGGACUGCAUUACGUUCAUGCACUAUUCGUUGACAUCAACAUGUCUGUUACACAUGUAAUAAUGGUGGUGUUAUACUGUAGGAGGAGAGGAGGAGGCCCCGGAGCCACCUCGUGCACACAAGGCCCGUAAUUUAAAAAACGCCUCAAUAUUUGUGUGUGUGUGUGUGUGAGCUGGAUACAUGUUUGUUUACAUGCUAAGGCCUAUUUUAUGACCGAGUCACACCCAGAUCCACUACCACAGUUUUGACCUUGUUAUGAAGGAAAAGGGGUUGAUUCUGUGGUUAACAGUUAUUUAUAUUUGUAUGUUUUGAACUUCUUAUGACCAUAAUAUUGCUCGGCCAUAUCAUUCAUGUAUUACUACCACUUUGGCACUUCAUCACUUGUUGCUGUCUCUCUGUAACUUUGUGUGGUAUCGCUGUUGCACAGUUCUCUCUUGAGAAUACAACACCUGGCGUUUUAAUGUGAUCACCUGUAUAAAUAAAGUUUCAAUAAAAAAAAAAUACUGUAAAGGUAUGUGAUAUGAUGUGAAAAAAUUAAAAGAUACUAUGAAGGGGGAUGAUCCGGUAAUAACUUAAAUCACACCAGAGGUUUUAUUUUCCAGGGAAUAUCAGUGUUUAAUUCAGCCAAUCCAGAUCCAGUAUCCUUACGCUCCCCUCCAGAGAGUGGUCAAUCAGGUGGGAGGGGGCUUGAAAUCCCAGUAAUUGUCCUCCACACAUGCUUUUUCAGACGCGUGUAGCUCCGCCCAACAGCCCCUGUACGGAGGGGCUGGACCGGAGCAAAAGAAAACAAGUUAUCGCAGUGGCAGGCCAUGUUAUUGAGGGUCUCCUCUGAGAAUGAGGGGCAGCUCUUGAAAACCAGAGGAUAUGAUUAGCGGGAAAACGAACAAGGGGGGGAAGGGAGAGCCCCAUGUCUUCAAGGAAAAGACCUUCAAGAAGAAACGGCAGUGCAGCGUGUGCCGCCAGAACGUCGACAACGUCGGCUCCUUCUGCAGAGUAUGCAAGACAGCCACCCACAGGAAGUGUGAGGCCAAGGUGACCUCCACAUGCAUCCCGGUCCCUGCCAAUGAUCUGCAGCGUAGAGGGACCGCUCCGUCCCGACACAUCCAGCACCUGGGAUCCACCAAGUCGCUGACCUAUACCAAACAGAGAAACACCCUGCCGAGGAGCUUCAGCGUGGACCGCGUGAUGGAGAGGGUGAUGGAGCGCCACUACGACUUCGACCUGACCUACAUCACCGAGAGGAUCAUCUCCGUGUUCUUCCCCCCGAAGCUGGAGGAGCAGAGGUACCGCCUCAACCUGAAGGAGGUGGCUGCCAUGCUCAAGUCCAAACACCAGGACAAGUUUCUGCUCCUGAACCUCUCCGAGAGGCGCCACGACAUCAACCGGCUGAAUACUAAGGUCCAUGACUUUGGCUGGCCCGACCUCCACGCCCCACCGCUGGAUAAGAUCUGUGCCAUAUGCAAGGCCAUGGAGACGUGGCUGACCUCCGACCCCCAGCACGUGGUGGUCCUGCACUGCAAGGGCCACAAAGGUAAAACGGGCGUGAUUAUUGCAGCCUACAUGCACUACAGCAAGAUCUCCGCGGGGGCGGACCAGGCUCUCAGUACUCUGGCCAUGAGGAAGUUCUGUGAAGAUAAGGUGUCCUCUUCCCUCCAGCCGUCCCAAAACAGGUACAUCUAUUACUUUGGGGGCCUUCUGUCCGGGGCGAUCAAGAUGAACAGCAGCCCUCUCUUCCUCCACCAAGUUCUCAUCCCAUCACUCCCCAACUUCCAGGGCGAAGGAGGUUACUACCCCUUCUUGAAGAUCUACCAGUCCAUGCAGCUGGUCUACACUUCAGGCAUAUAUGACCUUCAGGGCACCGGGGGCCGGCGGCUGUGUGUGACCAUCGAACCGGCGCUGCUGCUGAAGGGUGACAUCAUGGUCAAAUGCUACCACAGGCGAGCCCAGAGCGCUGACAGAGACACCGUGUUCAGGUUGCAGUUUCACACCUGCACCAUCCACGGAUCCCAGCUCUGGUUUGGCAAAGGGGAGUUGGACGAAGCUUGUACUGAUGAGCGUUUUCCAUCUGAUGCCACAGUUGAGUUUGUCUUCUCCUCUGGACCUGAGAAAAUGAAAGGCCGCGAGUACCAGAAGAACGACCCGGCUGUCACAGUCGACUACAACACAGCUGACCCUGUGGUCCGCUGGGAUUCCUAUGAGAACUUUAACCAGCGAUACCAGGACAGCCUGGAGGCAGAUAUUGCCCACACCAGAGGUCCAGUAGAUGGCAGUCUCUACGCUCAGAUAAAGAAGCGCCGAGGUCCCGGCUCUGGUUCCCUCACCUCAACCAAUGGCAGCAGCCCAGUGGCGGGCCCUGAGGAAGACAGGCCAGAUCAUGUUACCGCUCGCGGUUCUGACUCCGCCCUCUCAGGCCACUCCGUCCAUUUGAACCAAUCAUCCGUCCAUCCAGAGCGCAAGGAGGAUCCCAUCCGCCUGCUGCCCCCGACCAGGCACGAGAGAGAGGAGCUGGAGCGUCUUCUCGGAGGCAUAGAGGGAAACCGGGAUGGAGAGCGAGAGACGGCCAUCUUGGACGACGGCGAUUCUUUGCCCUCCGAGAGAAGUGGAACGCUGAGGCUCAGUCGGUCCUGCUCCUGCCGGAAUGGGUACCGGUCCCAGCGUUGCGCCGAGCCUGGCUGCGACCGCACCCUCCUCAUGCCCAAUGGUUACUGCCUCGACCGGGCCCCCGGCACCAAUGGGCACCACGGGGCGACCCCUUCUGCCAGCCCCAACCCAGCUUCUCCUCCGUCACACAUGGAUCUGUGCCAGCACUACAGCCCCCACUCCCACCAGAACCUUCCGCCUCCAGAUCUGGUGUGGGACCGCCAGAGUGGCCCUCCGCACUACCUGCACCGCUCUUGCUCGGAGGCUCCCUCAUCUCGACUUAUGUACCCCUACCCAUCGCCAGACCCUCACUCUCACAACCACCCGCUUCACCACCCCCUGUCUGCCCCGGGUCGCCUUUGCUGUCGAGAGGACGACUAUGGCCCCUAUCACCACCCUCCUCCACCGCACAGCCACCACCAUCCCCACCCACACCACCCCAAACCCUCCACCAGCCCUACCUACCACGAUAUAAUGCUAAUGGAUGGCCUGCCCUCCCCUGGCUGCCCUUGCAGAGACUGCAGCAUCAGGAGAGACGACUCGGCGGCCUAUCACAGCCUGAGGCUGGACCAAGGUGACGGCUUCCACUGGGACAGAGAGGCGGAGCUUCAGCAGAGGGAGGUGGGGCUUAGGAGAGCCAGGGAGGCGGAGUUACCCAGAGGGUCAGAGCUCCACUGGGAGAGGGAUCCUGGGCUGAGACGAGGCCGAGAGAUGUCCCUCCACUGGGAGAGAGACAGGGAGGCAGAGCUGCAGUGGGAGCGGGACAGAGAGGCGGAGUAUUGGCACAGGAGGGCCACCGUGGCCUCCUACGGCCCACAGGGCCACGAUCUUCCAGCCUUCACGUUUGACCCCUUGCCAUCGGGUCACCCAGCUUAUCCAGAGGCGUCGAGGUCCCAUGCUCAUUCCCACAUGGACCUGAAGUACAGCAGCAGCAGCAGCGGUUACCAAACGCCGCGCCAGGUGUGCCCCUGCUCACCGUACCAGCCCUCGCCGUCUGAAAGCAGGGGCUACGCCUCGGGCUACCAGUCUGAGUCCACGUCCCCGCUGCCCCCGGCUUCCUCCAUGACGGGGCCCUGCAGCCAUAGCAAUGGGCCGGCAGACCACAACCAUCACCAUCCAGACUCACAGCAGUCAUACGGCUCUGACUCACACACUGAUGGCCUCCGGAGCUCCGGUGAAAGUGUGGGCUGGAGGGAUCACAUUACCCACGGUUCCUUUAAGAGGGUCCACAGAGACGGCCACGCCGCAUGCUCCACACCAUCCGACAUGUCUGGACCGCCCACCCCUGUCCACACCAGCAGCCCCCUACGCACACAGGAAAGAAUUGUGGGAGAACGCUGCAGUUGGCAGCCGCUAAACGGGCUGCAAUGUAAUCAUACCAGGCAACUCCUUACGUCAAGUCCCAGUCCAGGAGGGAGGGAGUAUGAGAUCCGGACCACAGACAUCAUCGGCAGUGACUACGAGACUUCCGGGCCCCAGGACGGACACUAUCGCGCCGAUCUCAUCGCCAGGGAAUCCCCGGAAAGCCAAAGAAGCAGCACGGAGCCGCCGUCGGCCAGACAUACGCAACCACACACAACCACACCUGAGCAAACGGAGCCCCACAACCACUGCACUGCACCAACAGACCCGUCCCCGACCGCGCCCCGACAGCAGCACUGUUGCCCAAAUACACCUCCAGCUUCGGUGACGCAGAACCCAUCUCCUUUUGAUUCUGCAGCGCCGACCACAUCAAACCAGCGGCUCUGUCUGGCUUCCUCAUCCCCGAUCCGUGCUUCGUCGGCACCAGACGCACACUCCCAGUCUGGCCCUCUCGCUCUCCUGACCCCCCAUCCCUCCGAGGCUGCCGCUCUGCCUUCCACUGUGGCUCAGGCGGUGGCCCAGCCUCAGAGCCAGACCCAAACCCAGGUCCCCGGAUCUUCUCCCACCAGGGAGCCACACCCAGAAGCCGCAAAACCCGCGAUAACCCACACUGCCACGUCUGCCCCCACGUCUCCCGCCCCAGCUUCAUCUUUAUCCGCCCAGCCGGCCUCCAGCAGUAUGGAGGGCUCCCCGGUCUCUGAUGCCCCAGUUCCUGGCUUUGCCACUUUGGGUAGGAGGCUAUUGUUGAGUGGGCCUGACCCCCACCACCCCAACCACAUCCAGCAGCACGGACCCCCGCACCACCACUACCCAGGCACGGAGCACAGCGCUGCCGGGCACACAUCCGCUCCGGACACCAACAAGAGGCCCUGCUACUCCGCUCACGCUCCUCAGCUCUACCCGUCCUCCUACUCCAAUUACUCCACCAUCUCCAUCCCCCUUCCUCACCCCCAGCCACCGCUGCCAGAGAAGCGCCACCCGCCCGUUCAGUCGGGCUCACCCAAUGACGGGGCGCCAACUCUGACGCCAGCCGCGGGCCACGCCCCUCCCUCCUCCGCCGCCGCCCAGCAUCAGCUCCAUGUCACGUUCUCUCCCACCGUGGGGGAAAUUGUGCCCCCCGCAGGCAAAACCGACGGAGUGGCGUCUGUGGAGAGUGAGAACGCGAACAGGGUCAGUGUGAAGUUUGUCCAGGACAGUUCAAGGUUCUGGUACAAGCCUGGAAUCUCCAGAGAGCAAGCAAUCGCUGCUCUGAAGGAGAGAGAGCCGGGAACCUUCCUGAUCAGGGACAGCAACUCUUUCCAGGGGGCCUACGGCCUGGCCCUGAAGGUGGCUACCCCUCCCCCCAAUGCCAACAACCACAGCAGCAAGGUGAGUGACCCUCUGGAACAGCUGGUCAGACACUUCCUGAUAGAAACCGGCCCUCGAGGAGUCAAGAUUAAAGGGUGCCAGAAUGAGCCCUACUUCGGGAGUCUGUCUCCAUUAGUCUACCAGCACUCCAUCACGCCCAUCUCUUUGCCCUGCGCCCUUAGGAUCACGGAGAAAGAUCUGAUAGGAGGGGUGCCGGAGGUUCAACCGGUGAAUAACAUCAGCACGGCCGCUGACCUGCUGAAACAAGGAGCAGCCUGUAACGUCCUCUACCUGAACUCGGUGGAAACGGAGUCCCUAACCGGCCCCCAGGCCAUCGCCAAGGCGACAGACGCUUCCUUGGGUUGUAACCCUCGUCCCGCCGCCACUGUGGUCCAGUUCAAGGUGACGUCGCAGGGCAUCACGCUGACCGACAGCCAGCGCAGGGUUUUCUUCAGGAGACAUUACCCAGUGAGCAGCGUAACCUUUAGCAGCAUCGACCCUAAGGACAGGAGGUGGACUAACUCAGACUACACCGCCGUUAAAGUGUUCGGUUUCGUGGCCAAGAAGCCGGGCAGCUUGGCCGAGAACGUCUGCCACCUGUUUGCCGAGUUGGACCCCGAACAGCCGGCCUCCGCCAUCGUCAACUUCAUCAACAAGGUCAUGUUGUCACAGCGCCGGUAGAGGGAGACGGAGAGGAGAGCCAGCUCAGAGCAGACAAGCGGAGGCAGAAGUGACUGCUUAUGUUGUGCAGAAGUGGCCUAGUGCCAGUGCUUGUUCGGGCCGUGACGCUAACGCAGUCUUUGUCAACCAGUUGGCAUGAAGACCAUUUUGAAGGCUGAAAAUCCUAGUCCAUGAUCCCUACUGAUGCUUUUUCAUUUGUUCAGUUUUCCACUCUGCUCCUGAAAUGUCCACCUUUCCCUGAAAGGUUGGUUGAUGUUAUAACACUCCAUGUCAUUUGUUUCUAAUAUGUUCAGUGUUACAACUCCUCCAAGGACAGGGAGGCUUCAGAAGAAACUUUCCAAGAACACAAACAACCAUCUACCAGGGGCUUGUGCCAUGAAGAGGAAAUGAGUGGGUUAUCCAGCCGUCUUUGGGCAUAACUCUGGAUUUACUGGUGUCAU